CUCAUCAUUCGUCUAUCUGCCCGGAAUAGUCGAUGCCCUAAUUUCCCGUUUUCAGAAUACUACAGUACGGUGAAAGAAAGCAUUGCCCCAGACGCCGUUGUUGUCCCAAAUAUUCAAGUAGAGGACGCUAAAAACUUUGAAAAGCUUUCCUACAAAAUCACCGAAGACAAUUCUCAAGGAAACUUCUAUGUUGACUAUAGAAACCCAAGAAGGGUUUCGGUUAGGGCUAGAAAAGCACUAGACAGAGAUACGAUGCCAUCCAUCCUGCAAGGAAUGUACACUCUUACGGUUACUGCCAGAAACGAAAGAUGUGCUAGUUCUGUUAAUGUCAAGAUUAUGGUGGAGGAUGAAAAUGAUAACGCACCAGUUUUUCCGAAACAGGAAUACGUUGUGGAAGUCAAGGAAAACACUCUCAAGGGUCACGUGGUUACGCAGCUCGUGGCUUCUGACAAAGAUGAACUAGAUCAAGGAAGGAUGCGCUACUUCAUUGCCGGAGGUACCCCUAACAGAGAGUUCCAGAUCGAAGAAAACACGGGGGAUCUCUCAGUUGAGGUGCCUCCAGACCGUGAAGAAAAUCCAUCUUUUAUGCUGAGCAUCCUUGCAGUUGAUAGUGCUAACAAUACG
Messenger RNA from Limulus polyphemus (Atlantic horseshoe crab), 624 nucleotides. Its product is annotated as protocadherin Fat 4-like. NCBI's taxonomy places the organism in Eukaryota, Metazoa, Arthropoda, Merostomata, Xiphosura, Limulidae. The transcript has 5 exons. Gene Ontology annotation, biological process: homophilic cell-cell adhesion. The record is from RefSeq and is a predicted model, not a curated record. The annotation marks the transcript as partial. Gene Ontology annotation, cellular component: plasma membrane; catenin complex. Gene Ontology annotation, molecular function: cadherin binding; calcium ion binding.